This is a messenger RNA of Malaclemys terrapin pileata, 3244 nucleotides long. RefSeq names its product Src homology 2 domain containing transforming protein D (gene SHD). The transcript is spliced from 7 exons. The record is from RefSeq and is a predicted model, not a curated record. Gene Ontology annotation, molecular function: phosphotyrosine residue binding. Lineage: Eukaryota; Metazoa; Chordata; Testudines; Emydidae. Bases 1983 to 3122 code for a protein of 379 amino acids.
UCCCUUUUCCCUGGUCAGUUUCACUAGGCUCUGGGGGGAAUUGAAUCGAUUGAUGCUUCCCAAGGCGAUGCUCCCUAAGCAUCAGGGAUCUGGAGAAGGGGCAUUUUCCCUCCUUCCCCCCUUUUCCUGUUGCAGAGGAUGACACUUCUUUAGGCGCCGGGCAUGAGGGGUGCUAGGUAUCUGGCUAGGGUGACCAGAUGUCCCGAUUUUAUAGGAACAGUCCCGAUAUUUGGGUUUUUUUCCUAUAUAGGCUCCUAUUACCCCCCAUCCCGAUUUUUCACACUUGCUGUCUGGUCACCCUAUAUCUGGCCCUCCAGCUGCUGCCUCGUUUCUUCCUGAAGGUCUCUGUAACCUUUGCAAACUAGAGGGAGCUGUGCAUGCGAAAACCUUAGGGCCAGGAGGAGGAGGCGAAAAACCCUUUGACGUAUCAGGAGCAACGAUUGCAAAGAGGCUUCCAGACCUUCUAGCCACCGAUUUUUUUUUUUUAUCUCCCGCCUUUCCCCAAAUCAUCCCCAACAACUGCAUCCAAACUAUGACGGGCUUCCUGAAGCUGCAGCUCCUUCCAUCCUUCCUCCCCAAAGUAGCCCGCAGGUCCCUGAAACCAGAGAAGAACUGAUGGAUGCAAAAGGCUGAAAAGUCUCUUCCCACUCCCGCCCCCUUUUCUUUGUGCAGUUGCCUUGCAAAAAGCUACUGGUGGUGGUUGGAGAUCACGGUUGCGGUUGUGUUGUGUUUGCAGCUGCUUUCCUGGAUCCUGUACAGGAGAUGAGCUCUCAAGGAAAGCAUCAUAACAACCCUCUCAAAAUCUAACAAAGAAGAAGAAAGCUGUCACUGGACUCUUCCAAGCUAGACUUUUGCUAAAGUUUUCCAGUCCUGCUUUUGUGAAUGUCUCUUAAGAGGGAGGAGGUUUGAUUAUUAUUAUUUUUUUUGUAAGAUCCCUGUUUAUUUGGGCUUUGGAAUAAAUCACUGUCUUUCCUCCCCCACCAGAAAUAAAAACUGAAUGAUGGAUGUGUGCCAAUAUGUACUGGAGGUGGUGUUGUUUUUCCAGGAAUUGCGUGUAUGAGGGUUUGACACUUCAGCAGCCUUAACUGUAAACCAAGGAAGUUUCUGGUGGUGAUGGGAAAUAAAUAUAUACACAGCUUCGUAUCUGACAAGAAAAUGUAGCUGGAAUGCGAUUCCGUUCCCCGGAUCUCUUAAAGGAUUCUAACUGGAUAGACAAAGACUUAAAAGAACCGCUGGUUAUAUAUUUAUGUAUUUAAGAGGAACUUUGUAAAGGCAGUUUUUAAAUGGACAUUAAUGUGCCUGGCUGGUGUUUGAACAGAUGAGGUGUUCAUUGUCUAGGGUUGUUUGGGGUUUUUUUUUUUAAAUGUUUCUUUCCAGACCAUAGGAAAUUGUCUUUGCGGGAUGCUCUAUUGUUGCUUAGAUCUGAUCGUUCCAUAAUGAACUGGUAAAUUUCUUCUCUCUCUUUCUUUCCCCUUUAAAAGCGCUAAUGCUUUGUAAAUGCUCGGUAUUGCAAAUCCGUUUUAGGGAUUAAAACCGAUCUCUUAGAAAGACACUCUGAAGCUUUCAUUCGAGACAGGUUUUUGGCUGCGUGUGUCUAUUUUUUGAAGCUUAGUGCAGGGGAGAUGACAUUUUUUUUAAAAAAGACUUUUUCUCCCCUCAAUUUUCCAUUGCAUUUGAACUGGUAAUAGAUUGUGGAAACCUUCCGUGAUCCAACCCCCACACACAGAUCUGGUUUGAUGGAGAGAGGACAUUUCAUUUCCAACUCCUGGAGAAGCUCGCUCUGGGAUAAGACAUCAGUCUGAGACAUAAACAUUGGCGACCUCUCGAUGCGCAGGGUCUCCUGAAAGGAAGAUGAAUGACGCCCAAUUUGGAUUAUAAAUCAUGGGGACCCACUAAGGCUUAUCUGAUGGCAGCUUGAGAAUUCUUCCCAACCCACUUGUUCUGCCCAGAGAGGUCGAGGUUUUGUUGUCAGGCUGGAACAAAUGGCCAAGUGGCUGAAAGAUUACUUGAGUUUUGGGAGCAGGAGGUCUCCUCCACAGCCCCCCACGCCCGACUACACGGAGAGUGAGAUUUUAAAGGCUUACAGAGCGCAGAAGAGCAUGGAUUUUGAGGAUCCCUAUGAAGACAGCGACAAUAAGCUGGAGCCGGAGCCUGGGGGGUCGGGCUCCCCAAAUACAGCAGCUGCUGGUGGCUGUGCGGAAGGGAAAUACACCUCCCCAAAACACAGGCUUAUCAAAGUGGAGUCCAAAGCUCUGUUGGCGACGGCUGCUGAGGAACUCAAAGGCGGGCAAGAGCAGGGCGAUGGCGACAGCGAGUACUCCGACCCCUUCGAUGCCCGCCGGGAGCAGCCAGGGGACGCCGAGGAGACGGUGCCGGAGAACAACGGCUACAUGGAGCCCUACGAUGCCCAACGGGUGGUGGCAGAUCUCCAGGGCAAAGGCGACUGGGAGGGCCGGUGGGGGAAGCAGUGCCAGCAGGGGCUGCAGCUUUACGACACCCCCUAUGAAGAGCAGGAGCGAGACCCCGAGGGCGGCCCAGCCAGCCCGGCCCGCGAGAGCCGCCUGCCCCAAGACGACGAGCGGCCGGCCGACGAGUACGAUCAGCCCUGGGAGUGGAAGAAAGACCACAUCUCCCGGGCCUUCGCAGUGCAGUUCGAGAACCCCGACUGGGAGCGCCCCUCCUCCCUGAACAAAGAGCGCCGUCGGCCGCCGAAGCACCUGACGGCAGGCCCCAAGCACGGCCGACCGCAGAGCCCGGAGCGCAGCCCCCCCGUGGCCGAGCGCGUGGACCCCUCGCUGCCACUGGAGAAGCAGAUGUGGUACCACGGCUCCAUCAGCAGAGCGGACGCCGAGACCCUGCUGACUCUGUGCAAAGAAGGCAGCUACCUGGUGCGGAACAGCGAAACCAGCCACCAUGACUACUCCCUGUCGCUCAGGAGCACCCAGGGCUUCAUGCACAUGAAGUUCACCAGGACCAGGGAGAACAAGUACGUGCUGGGCCAGAACAGCGCCCCCUUCGAGAGCAUCCCCGAGGUCAUCCACUACUACACGGUGCGGGAGCUGCCCGUCAAAGGGGCCGAGCAACUCUCGCUGCUGUACCCCGUCGCUGUGCAGACCCUCUGACCCGGGGGGCGCUUGCUGACCACGAGGAAGGGCUGGUCCGGCCCCAGCCCAGCCCCCAGGGGCGACUGGGGCUGCAUGCUGCGUGCCCGGUCGUUUCAGCACGGGGGACUCCUGCUCCGAAG